Eruca vesicaria subsp. sativa (arugula) is the source of this 426-nucleotide messenger RNA. NCBI's taxonomy places the organism in Eukaryota, Viridiplantae, Streptophyta, Magnoliopsida, Brassicales, Brassicaceae. The record is from the annotation of a GenBank genome assembly.
AUGAGAAAGUUUCCGUGGGGUCUUCGCGCUUAUGACGAGCUGCUUGCUUCCAUAUUAAAGGCAAGGACCGAUUUGCAUCUGAAGAACAGCUACGUUUUGGAUGGAUUCUCAUAUGCGUUUCAGAUAUGGAUCAUGGAGGCAGUCCCAGACAUUGGUACUAUGGUGGCUAAGAAGUCAAAAAAAAAUAUUGUCAAGGUGAGGUGUAGAAAUUGGGCAGGAAGUGGAAAAGUAUCUUAUCAAGAUAUCAUCAGCCUAGAAUCCCACUUUGACAAGGGAGAGUUGUUUCCAUUUAUAUCAUCAAGUGGGAAGUUGGGUGUGAUUGAUGAUCCUGAGUUCAAAAGAGAAGAUGAGAAGAAGGACGAAAGAGUUGAUAUGAUUGUUGAUAUGAUCAAAGCCAAUCAUGACUGGAGGGAAUUCGUUUGGGAA